AUGUACCGUAAGUUCUUCGCUUACUCUGGCGAGAGUGUUCAAAGAAUAAAUAUAUCUUGGCUGCGUUCUGUGAUUUACGGUGAAAUCCCGUACGUCCUCUUAGCCAAGGUUUCUUACCUGGCCCCAAAAUGCUGUAGCAUAGUGACAAACUUCAGGAUGCCUACACUAGAGUUUCUUAGAGCCCCUCAACCGUACCACGUAAAGACGUCAAUAUUUAGCAUCACACUGACCAUUCACGCAUCAAAUUACUAUGAAAACUCAUCUAUGGAUUCGUUCCAUAAGCUCUUCACCAGAAAGCUAUUCGUCACGAGGACGGGAGCUCGAAUAUCUAGACCACCUAACUCCAGAGCCGAUCCAGGGAUAAAAGAAACCCCACCAAACGCCCCAACUGCAAACCAGACGACCGGAAAACUCAUGCUGAGAAAGCAGGGGAUGGUAGUGCCGAAAAUUGCUGGACCAACGGCCCAUGAUAUAGGGGAUGCGCAGGUCCACAUUGAAUGGGGAGAGAGGAAAGGGAAAGAUGAAGAUGCUAUUACCAUCGUAUUCGCAAAGUUCAAUCGGUACGCCCCACUGGCUUUGAGACAGAGAUCCCCCGAAACCCUAGAGUAUUGA
Messenger RNA from Lindgomyces ingoldianus, 612 nucleotides. RefSeq lists its product as uncharacterized. The coding region runs from base 1 to 612 and encodes 203 amino acids. The record is from RefSeq and is a predicted model, not a curated record. NCBI's taxonomy places the organism in Eukaryota, Fungi, Ascomycota, Dothideomycetes, Pleosporales, Lindgomycetaceae. The transcript is spliced from 4 exons.